UUGCCUAAAAUUAACUUCAUUUCAAAAAUUAAGUUCUCCUAAAAUCGAUCUCUUUUCUAAAAUUAAGUUCUUUUCUAAAAUAAUUUGGCAAUGACAUUAAUUCUUACAUUGGAUUGCUGACAAUAACCAAAUACUAAAUAUGAGAUUACUAUGGUAAUUGAUACCCGGGUAUACCCAUUUCUAAUUAAGAGUACUGUCAUUCAAAUGUGCCCUUUAUAUCUUUGAGGAAAUCUAAUCUAUAGAGGUCAAAUGCUGUCUUAUGAAGUGUCAUCUAUGCACAAUCUAGUGUUGCAACUUUUUUGGGGGAAAGUAAACUGAGCAUGUGGCCAGAUUCACGAUCUGUUGGGGCUUUAGCAGGGCUUGCAGUAGCGAUAGUUUUUACCUGGAGACUAUUAAGAUCACCUAGUGGACCUCAACGAAGGCAACCGAAACGGCAAGCUGUGACCCCUAGUAGAUCUGGUGUAAGUAUUAAUUCAAAUACAAAUGUGGUAGCUUCUGGAGUGUACCCACCUUCAGAAGAUUCAAGAGCACAAAAUGUGAUUGAUGAGUUUUUCCAGCCUGUAAAGCCAACUCUGGGGCAAAUAGUAAGGCAGAGGUUGAGUGAAGGGAGGAAGGUAACUUGCCAGUUACUUGGUGUAAUCCUUGAGGAAAGUAGUCCAGAGGAGCUUCAGAAACAAGCCACUGUGAAAUCAUCUGUACUGGAAGUGCUGCUUGAGAUCACGAAAUUUUGUGAUUUAUAUCUAAUGGAAAGAGUUCUGGAUGAUGAAAGCGAAAAAAAGGUUCUCCUGGCUUUGGAAGAUGCUGGGGUUUUUACAUCAGGUGGCUUGGUCAAAGAUAAGGUUCUCUUUUGUAGCACAGAGAACGGGCGGACAUCUUUCGUUCGGCAACUGGAACCAGAUUGGCAUAUAGACACGAAUCCUGAAAUCGUAUCCCAGUUGGCGAGGUUCAUCAAAUAUCAACUCCACGUUUCUCCAAUGAAAACUGAGAGAAGUGCUGCCAAUGUUCUCAGCUCUCCAUCCUUGGAACAAUUUUUUGGAUGUGUUUGACGUGCCAGCCAGUAAAGGAUGCAGAUACUUUUUUUUUUCCCCCUAUUCUGGUUUGCUUCUCUUCUUCCUUGUCGGAUCAAGUUGCAUCAUACCUUAUGUCCAGCUCACCUAUAUCUGCUGAUUGUCAGAUCAGAGACACUGUACUACUUGUCAUUUCAAGCGAUGAUGCUUUCGCUGCUUGAUCUGUGUCAUAGAUGAUUCACAUUGCUGUCAACUUUCAAAGUUCAUAAAAUCGUUGACAUCUUUACUUUAUCCCAGUUGAAAUAUAUCACUACAUACAAUAAUUGAUUAGUUUGUGAGCUCAUGGCCCAUGUUGUAUUCUCAAAGAAUCCUCAAGAUUCAUGACUUAAUCAUGGAGUGUUGGAUUUUAGCUUGGUUUAUUCAAUGUUUACUAUUUUCGUUUUGUGAGGAUUGUGAUGAUGUCUUGAUUAUUGUUUCUGAAGAUGGAAAGUCCUAGUCAGGUGUACAUGAGCCUUGAAACACUUCUCUC
Ilex paraguariensis (yerba mate) is the source of this 1536-nucleotide messenger RNA. NCBI's taxonomy places the organism in Eukaryota, Viridiplantae, Streptophyta, Magnoliopsida, Aquifoliales, Aquifoliaceae. The record is from the annotation of a GenBank genome assembly.